AUGGGGCCGGCGCUGGUGCAACGUAAGGACCCUUCUGUUGGUCAGCGAAAUGAUGUCACACCCACCUCCUCCCGGCCAUGUUUAGAGAAACCCAGUAACGCGCUUUGCGUCGUCAACACCACGGGGCUAGCACCGAUAGCUUAUUCUCCCCAGGCACAGGAAAGCCGCUGGCGAUACGCCGUGUGGGCUGCGCCGCCGACGCUGAGGUGCACCGCCGUCGUCCGGGAACGAGGUACAAAAAUAGAGAUUGUGGCUCGAUUUGAUGACGGAGAAGACGCGACAGUAGGACAAAAAAUGCCCCUCGUCAACUAUUCGUCAUCAUCGGAUAGCGAGGAUGGAAUCGGUGCCCACAGCAAGCCGGCCGCCAAACGUCAGAGGAUGAAAGGCACGCCCGAGGCUUCCGCCGGCAACAGCGGCGCCAAUGGGGCGCAGCAAUCGUCGAUGCCGCCGCUUCCAUCCGAGUUCCACGAUCUCUAUGCGGCGACGGUGCGCCAGAGUACCGUCGACGACCCAUCGCUGCACCAGGGACGCAAGAGGCAGGUGCCGCACAUUGCAGGUCAAUGGCCCAGCCAUGUCUACAUUGAGUGGCGUCCCGGUCAUGAACAGCAUGCAGCCCUGACACGGCUUCUCGCCAGGGUACAGGAGACGCUGGAUGGCGAGAUUGAGCUGCACCAGUUCAUGACGAGCGACCUCGGCGCGCCACUGCCUCUCCAUGUUAGUCUGUCGCGGCCGCUCUCCCUGUCCACGGCGGAAAAGGAUGACUUUCUACGCCAGAUAUCCGGAUCACUUGGUUCGGGCACCGUGCCGCCGUUUGCCGUGCGGCCGCGCAGCCUAGCGUGGUUCACGUCGCCCGACUCGAACCGCAGCUUCCUGGUGCUCGGCGUCGCCACGGUGGACGACCAGCAGGACAACGGCGCGCUGAUGGAGCUGCUGCGAAAGAGCAACGCAGCCGCGGCGCGGUUCGGCCAGCCGCUUCUAUACCAGACGCGCGACGACGACACGGCGCGGACGGCGUUUCAUGUUUCCAUUGCGUGGACCUUUGCACGGCCCGGGCAGGAUCUGUCCCAGACGACGCUGGAUCUGUGCCAGCGGCUACCGCUCGACGAGGUGCUGGCGUGGACCAUGGCCGUGGACAGCGUCAAGGUCAAGAUUGGCAAUGCCGUGACGAGCAUUGCGCUGUCGGGGCACGCGCCGGGCCAGAAAAGGACGCGAUUUCUGUUUGACGAGACCUAA
Messenger RNA from Akanthomyces muscarius, 1233 nucleotides. RefSeq lists its product as uncharacterized. The coding region runs from base 1 to 1233 and encodes 410 amino acids. NCBI's taxonomy places the organism in Eukaryota, Fungi, Ascomycota, Sordariomycetes, Hypocreales, Cordycipitaceae. Gene Ontology annotation, cellular component: nucleus. Gene Ontology annotation, biological process: U6 snRNA 3'-end processing. Gene Ontology annotation, molecular function: 3'-5'-RNA exonuclease activity. The transcript is spliced from 2 exons. The record is from RefSeq and is a predicted model, not a curated record.